UCAAGACAACUUCACCCUCUUGAUCUAGCAGCCUACACUGCAGGCAGGUGCACUGUCAGUUUGUCGCAAUGAAGCUCACCGUCGCGUUCCUCACCACCGCGCUGACUCUCUCCAUCCUGCUCGCCGGCGCGCUCGCCAGGCCGCCCCCGGCGCCGGUGAAGCCAGAUGCCGGGGGCGGUGCCGCGCCGGCUCCCCGGGACAAGGGCGGCAACCUCACCGACGUGCUCACCCUCGUCGGCCCCUUCAGCACCUUCCUCAUGUACCUCCGGCAGACCAACCUCGUGGAGGUGUUCGCGCACCAGGCGUACCGGACCGAUCAGGGCAUCACCAUCUUCGUCCCCGUCGACAUGGCCUUCGCCGCCGUCGAGCCAUCGGUGCUGACGGGGCUGACGAAGAACCAGCUGAAGCACCUGCUGAUGUACCACUCGCUGGCGAAGCACUACACGCCGGCGGAGUUCGAGGGGCUGAGCCAGAGCAACCCGGUGACGACGCUCGCCGGCGCGCGGUACGCGGUGAACGUGACGUACGACGGCGGGGUGGUCCACGUGAGGUCGAGGUGGGCGAACGCCAAGGUGGUCGGGGCCGUGUACGAGACGGCGGCCAUGGUGGUGUACGAGCUGGACCGGGUGCUGCUCCCCGACGUGCUGUUCCGCGCCCACCCGCCCGUCGCGGAGACCCCGCCCGUGCCGGCGCUGCCGUCUCCCCCUGCGGCCGUGGGCGGCGACCCGCCGCCCGACGACGACUACGUCCCGUCGUACGACCACGUCGCGCCGCCGCCGCCACCGGAGCCGGCGGGGACGACCGAUGCCGACAAGUCGUCGGCGCCGUCGAGCUACGCAGCCGCCGCGGCUCUCGGCGCGAUCGCCGUCGCCGCCCUAACGGUGUUGCACUGAAGCUGUGGCUGCUGAUGGCACUACUGCGGUUGCAUGCACCGUACAUGCAGCCGCACGUCGCGAUACGUAGAUCGCUUUAGUAGUCAGUGUUUUUUUUUGGUACUUAGUGCUCGUAGUAGUAUGUAACUAUGUAUCUACGUGUAAAACUCACGAGAUCAGCGUGGAUGCCGUGCGUACGGUUGCUGCUGCGGUGAACUUGAGACGCACUCGGACGAAUCGGUGAGCAGCCAUGCAUUACGGCAAUCAUGGCACAGGCCUCUCCUUGUGGCCCACGAGCUGCAGCGGAAAGCCCAUUGGGCGUUGGCAACUUUGGCUAUGUUAUUUUAUUAUUUUUAGCUAUUUUGGAGAGAGAAGUUUUCUAAAAGGAUGAAGUGUCCUUUGGCCGUGUUCGGCCAUGGAAUAAGUUAACUAAGCCUCUCUCUUUUUCUUUUUUACACACAUGUUUUCCG
Molecule: messenger RNA, 1342 nt
Organism: Oryza brachyantha (malo sina)
Lineage: Eukaryota; Viridiplantae; Streptophyta; Magnoliopsida; Poales; Poaceae
Product: fasciclin-like arabinogalactan protein 7
Exons: 2
Coding region: 69-893 (274 amino acids)
Source: RefSeq, a predicted model, not a curated record